AAGGAGCAAGAGCCUGCCUUGAAGCCAGGCGGAGAAAGAGAGGCAGGGAGACCGAGAGAGGGAGAGGGAGAGGGAGGGAAAGAGGCCGGAGCAGCCGGGCGCACGGAGUGGACUUUUCCUUCCUUCCCUGGGAGGCUUCCCCGUCCAAAGGCGGGAAGGACAGGAAGGCAAGUCCGAGGAGGGGAAGCCAGAGGGGCGAAGGGGCCCCUUCCUCGGUGCAUGUCUCUCCCGGGGCGCCUCCCGCCGCCCCUUCUUUCUCCUCCGCCUGUGGCCGCAUCUCCAAGAAGCCCCGCUCCCGGCCGUCUCCUCCUCCUCCUCGUGGCCGCUGCCGGCUGGACUUCUUCUCCCUUUGUGUGCGCCUGGUGACUCCGUGUCCUCCUUCCCCUUCUGUUGCCCUAGUUUUGUUUUGUUUUUGGAGCUUCUCCUCUCUCUCCCUUCCCUCCCUCUCCAUCCUUGGGCCGCCGCCGCCACUGCAUCUCCUCCUCCUCCUCCUCCGUCUCCUCUUCCUUGGCCCAGAGGAGGGAUGCUGCACGUGGAGAUGUUGACGCUGCUCUUCCUGCUGCUCUGGACGCGCGUCUUCGGGCAGGACCCGGGCUCCAAAACCGUCGCCGACCGCUACGCCGUCUUCUGGAACAGCACCAACCCCAGAUUCCAGAGGGGUGACUAUCAUAUUGAUGUUUGCAUCAAUGACUAUUUGGAUGUAUUUUGUCCUCAUUAUGAGGAUUCGGUGCCAGAAGAUAAGACUGAACGCUACAUUCUUUACAUGGUGAACUUUGAUGGCUACAGUUCCUGUGAUCAUACCUCGAAAGGAUUCAAGAGGUGGGAAUGCAAUCGGCCUCACUCGCCAAAUGGACCAUUGAAGUUCUCAGAAAAAUUCCAGCUCUUCACUCCCUUCUCAUUAGGAUUUGAGUUCAGGCCAGGCCGGGAAUAUUUCUACAUCUCCUCUGCAAUCCCUGAUAAUAAUGGAAGGAGAUCCUGUCUAAAGCUGAAAGUCUUUGUACGACCUGCAAACAACUGUAUGAAAACUAUAGGUGUUCAUGAUCGUGUUUUCGAUGUUAACGACAAAGUAGAAAAUUCAUUAGAACCAGCAGAUGACACUGUACAUGAAUCAGCUGAGCCAUCCCGUGGGGAGAAUGCAGCACAUACACCAAGGAUAUCCAGUUGGCUUUUGGCGACUCUACUGUUCCUCCUGGCAAUGCUUUUGACGUUAUAGCACAUACUCAAGCAAGCUGUCACAGACAACACCAGGAUCUUGGAACAUCAAAGAUCCACUUAUCUGCUCAUCCUAAGAAUGGGACUUUAUAUUGCUUUUGCAGAUGUUGGUUUGUUUUCCUCCCUCAAUCUCCACCCCUUAUUCCUCUGCAGCCUGGACUAUGAACAAAAAUGGGAGAGGCCUCACUGGCCCUCUUCCUGUUUCCAGUCUUUCCCCAGCCUUCCUUGACCCCUUCUAAAAUAAAAGGACUCCAAAUGAAAAUGCCAAAUUUCAAUAUUGACACUAGUGAUUCUUACUUUCCUCUGCAGCCUCUUGCGAUAUCGCCUCCGUUAGCUUGCUGGGCCAUCUGUGUGUGGAGAAGAAAGAAUAAUAGCAGAUGCAGGCAGUUGGAGGAUAAGGAAGUUCUUUGGAACACCAAGAGGAGUUUUUUCUUUACUCUCUUCAAUACAAUAUUUAUUCCUUCUUGUUCAGCACUGUAAGAUGAUCGCGCAAGGCACUGUGUCACCAUGUCAGGACUGGAGGGAAGAUAUUAAGAAUAGAUAUAGCAUAACACCAUUUCCUCCAGGAAUUUCUCAGUGAACAGGCUUCUCAGAGGGAAGAGACAUUCUUUUGUAUGCAACUACUUUGAAACAUCUUUGACAGUAGAACUUGUGCUCCACAACAGAAGCUGUGUCAUUAGGGGAGAAAAAAAAAGUGACUACUGAGAAAUGCUAGCACACAAGCAAGGUCAGAUUUAGGAAGCUACACUGGGGUGUGAGUGCCUCUAUUAUCUCUCUAAGUGGAUAGUGCACACCAGAUUACUUUUCUUUUGAAACAGAUCACCAUGGUGCUAUGAUAUAUAUAUAUAUACUUUCCCUUCAAAUGCAAAGAGGCAUUUUCUUUAACCUUUUUCCUUUUCUUUUGUGUGUGAAUAAAGUGACCUUUCCCAAGGCUGACCUACUAGCCAAUAGCCUUGGACACCACUCUGGGUGAUGAUGCAUGCUUAGAUGAUAACACUGGGUGAAAUAAGCCUGAUAAGAAGUACAGAUUCCCCAGAGUGUUCAUGAUGUGCCUCCCUUGAAAGUUUGGCAAUCAUUGGAAUAAAAUGCUGCCAGAGAAGGACCAGGACAGGAUGGGAAUGGGGGUGAGUAAUGAAAAGAAUAGGAAAAGUAUGUUGAACUUUGGAGUGAACAUGCAGGCACAGGUUUUAUAUCUCUCUUCCUUUCCAACACAGUUGAAAAGUAGAGGAAAUGUCUACAUCAGCAGGAGAUCAACUAGAUGGACUCCCAAAGACCUUUAACUAUUGUUUUUUUUU
This is a messenger RNA of Anolis sagrei ordinatus, 2507 nucleotides long. RefSeq names its product ephrin A5 (gene EFNA5). NCBI's taxonomy places the organism in Eukaryota, Metazoa, Chordata, Lepidosauria, Squamata, Anolidae. Gene Ontology annotation, cellular component: external side of plasma membrane; plasma membrane. Gene Ontology annotation, biological process: axon guidance; regulation of actin cytoskeleton organization; regulation of cell-cell adhesion. Gene Ontology annotation, molecular function: ephrin receptor binding. The record is from RefSeq and is a predicted model, not a curated record.